GCUUCCGCUCAUCAGGAAGCCAGUGGCACCGCUCGUCUUGAAGGGUGGCCUGCUCCCGUUGAUGGGCAUCAUGGUGGCCGGCAUGGCAAUCCAGGCCGAUCCCAUCGCGAAGUUAUUCGCGCGUGCACCCUUCAGAUGGGCGGAGAAGAUUUGCCUCAUGACCUUUAUCUUUCAGAAGCCUGUACACACCACCAUGCAGACUGUGACAGGCUACGACGGACUCACCUGGACGUACGUCACGUCCUUAAUUGUGAUCGCGAUUUUGUCUCACGCCUUUCUCGAGCAGCCUUGGCGUGCGUUCCUGAGGGUUCGCGAGAAGUGA
Molecule: messenger RNA, 322 nt
Organism: Prorocentrum cordatum
Lineage: Eukaryota; Dinophyceae; Prorocentrales; Prorocentraceae
Source: the annotation of a GenBank genome assembly